Molecule: messenger RNA, 2560 nt
Organism: Malania oleifera
Lineage: Eukaryota; Viridiplantae; Streptophyta; Magnoliopsida; Santalales; Ximeniaceae
Exons: 3
Coding region: 506-2050 (514 amino acids)
Source: RefSeq, a predicted model, not a curated record
AAAAAUUAUUAAUACUGAUCCAGCUAAGUUAAUUAGCGUUAUUAGCUAAAUUAAGAAAACAUUAAUAAAAAAAAACAUAAUGGUAGUUUCGUAAUAAAGGGAAAGACUGAGGGUAAGUUGGAAAGCUUCCCGUUUGAUGUGGGGAGCGGCCGGUCACUGGGUCUACCUCUGGUUUCAAAUCGCUCUCUCCGCAAUUCCAUACGCUCCACGCGAAACUUUCAAAGAACACACUAGCACAUACAGGGACACAGAGUCGCAAAGAGAAAGAAUAGCCCUCAAAGACCCUGAGAAAUUGUUGAGAAUUCUGUGGUGUGAUAGAGGGAAAUUUUGUAGAAACUUGUGGAGAAAGGUUGGAGAAGAAGAAGAAGAAGAAGAAGAAGAAGGAGGAGAAGAAGGAGAGGAAGAAGGAGAAGAAGAAGAAAAGUGUGGAGAGAGAUCGUUUGAGAUAUUGUGGCCUGUUUGUUGGUUUCUUCGUUUGUUGGAUUGGUUGCAUAUGUAAAUGUAAAUGCAUCAGAAGAAAUCCGAAGUUCAGAUCGGAAAAGAAAGCACCGGCGUCUCUUCCGAUUUCAACCCGACCCCUCCUCUGCUCUUCGCUCCUUCUUUAAUCCACCAAAAGCACCAAACCCAUCAAUCCAACCACCAGUAUCAAUACCAGUACCAAUCGACCCACCACCAACAACAACCCUCCUCUCUCUCUUCCCUGUCUCAAUCCAGCGUCGCCCGAACGCCAACCCUGAAUGACCCAAUCGCCCUUCUCCCUACCCCUCACAAGAGACCCCUCCUGACCCACAACCCCAAGUCCUCUUCUGCCCUCUCCAAGACGCCCACUCUCUCCUCUCUCCAUCACUACGCCUUCUCUAAACCCCUGCCUUUGGAUUCUCAUUCCCUGUCUCUGUUCUCGGUGUCUCCGGCAACAAAAGCCGCCGCCUUGCGAGCCAUUCGUCGCAUCCGCCGCUUUCGUGUUCAUCUUCGUCUCCUUCUCCUCUUGUCGCUUCCCUUCUUUUACUUCUUGGUUUCCCACCCUAGCCAUUCGUUUCUGCUUGAUUUUCUCUCCGCUUUUGCAUUCUCCGCCGCGCUUCUAUUCUCUCUCAAUCUUGCGCUUCCUCGCCUCCCCUCAAUUCGUCUGUUCCUUGCCCGUUCGUUCCCAAUUAAGCUUUUGGCGUCGUCGGAAGUUUCUAGGCCGCCUCUGCCGGUGUUUUGGUCAAUUGGGUCGAGGCCGAGAUCGGAGAAAAGGACAAAUUCGGGGUGUUGGGUUCAGGUUUAUAGCAACGGGGACGUGUACGAGGGAGAAUUUCACCAAGGGAAGUGUUCGGGAAGUGGGGUUUACUACUAUUACAUGAGUGGGAGGUACGAGGGUGAUUGGAUUGAUGGAAAGUAUGAUGGUUAUGGGGUGGAAACAUGGGCAAGAGGGAGUAGAUAUCGUGGGCAUUAUAGGCAAGGCCUUAGACAUGGAUUUGGUGUGUAUAGGUUUUACACAGGAGAUGUUUAUGCCGGCGAAUGGUCGAAUGGGCAGAGUCAUGGAUGUGGAGUUCAUACCUGCGAGGAUGGCAGUCGAUAUGUGGGAGAGUUUAAGUGGGGCGUCAAGCAUGGACUUGGCCAUUAUCAUUUCAGAAAUGGGGACACAUAUGCUGGCGAAUAUUUUGCUGACAAGAUGCAUGGUUUUGGAGUCUAUCGUUUUGCAAAUGGACAUCAAUUUGAGGGAGCCUGGCAUGAGGGUAAGAGACAGGGUCUUGGAAUGUAUACAUUCAGAAACGGGGAAACCCAGUCUGGGCACUGGCAAAAUGGGAUUCUAGAUGUCCCAAGCACACAAAACGCCUCCUAUCCUGUGUCUCCAGUUGCCGUUUAUCAUUCCAAAGUACUUAAUGCUGUCCAGGAAGCGCGCCGGGCAAUGGAGAAAGCAUAUGAUGUCGCCAAGGUGGAUGAAAGAGUGAACAGGGCGGUGGCUGCAGCAAACAGGGCAGCCAAUGCAGCAAGAGUUGCAGCAGUAAAGGCUGUCCAAAAACAAUUGCAUCAUACCAGUAACAAUGAUAUCCCAAUUCCUGUUGUAUAAGAAUUUACUGCUGGCUCUUGAAUUGGUACAAACGUCAGGCUGAUACUCGCACAUGAAAAAGCGGCAGGAAGAUGUUGGUGUGGUGUUUUAUUGAGUUGCUGUGCAUUGCAUUGUGGCCUUUUGCAUUGCUUGCUUCUUUGCUGGUCGAGAGAAUGUGAUGCAGAGUUGCCUGCUGGAUACCUGUGGCUGGGAUGAAAUGAUUACUGAAUUGAGAAGCUGAUUGUUUUUCUCUUCUUUUUCUUUUUCCCCCAUUUUGACCUCAUAUGAGAGAGAGAGAGAGAGAGAGAGGUGGGAAUAGCAGUUGCGGCAAUAGCUUCAUCAUCAUCAACAACUGUUUUUCUUAUUUUGGUUCGUCUUAUCCUUUGGUUUAUCCCUGUAAAGAUUAGGUAGGUAUUUGUAAUAUAUGAGCUGGUUUCUUGGUGAUGAGCCAAAGCCAAGCCGGUGUUGAAUGUGAAUGAAAGGCUAUUAUGAAAAUAAUAAAAUAGUAAAUAACAAGUUCACAAGCGCAAA